Messenger RNA from Lampris incognitus (smalleye Pacific opah), 2328 nucleotides. It is a transcript of the gene amh, whose product is annotated as anti-Mullerian hormone. The coding region runs from base 1 to 1593 and encodes 530 amino acids. Gene Ontology annotation, biological process: gonad development. Lineage: Eukaryota; Metazoa; Chordata; Actinopteri; Lampriformes; Lampridae. The transcript is spliced from 7 exons. The record is from RefSeq and is a predicted model, not a curated record. Gene Ontology annotation, molecular function: growth factor activity.
AUGCCAGUUCUGUGUGUUUCCUUCUGUGCGGUGCUGAUGAUGUCCUGGACUGUGGCCCGUGUGGCACCCCAGCAGGUCAUAGAGAGGGACAGCUUGCAUGGACUCCAGAUGCAGGUCGCAGCCACAGAGACGGGAGGCAAGACAAAGUCCAAACGUAUGACGAAUUACAGACGGGGGGAGGUUGCGGACGAUAUAUUUGCAGUGUUGCAUGAAGGUUGGGGGAAAGAGCGUGAACUAACAAACAAAGAUUUGACCCGCUUUGGAGUCUGCAUAAACUCUGAUGGUCCACGGGGGACAGUCUUAACAGAGCUUGUCAAUGCAGCAAACCGAGAACACGGGAAUGAACUGGAUGUUUUGUACCCAACCAAAGAGUUGCUGGAAGAGGAAGAAGACGGAGGAAGGCUUGUCUUGACCCUCACCCUCCCACAGUCUCCCCUGCUGAGGCUCAAGCCCAUCCUGCUCUUGUCAUUUAGAAGCGCCCCUGCAGCAGCAGGUGACCUGGCCAUCACUUUCACCAGUCAGUCUCUGAACCCAAACGCACAGACGGUCUGCAUUUCAGAACAAACACGAUACGUCGCAUUGACAGGGAAGGCAUCAGCAGACAAUGCUCAUCAGAGCUGGAAGCUGUUUGUGGAGAAAAAAGACCCCAACACAGGGCAAAUACUGCAAGAGAUCCUGGGCAGGGGAGGACCAGGGAGUAACAUCACUAUGACUCCAUUUCUUCUUUUCAUGUUAGACCUGGAGAGCGAUGUCAGAAAUACACAAGCCACAUGUUCCUUCUUGGGACCCUCAGACACCAUCUCCUUCCUUUGUGAGCUUCAGAAGUUCCUGAGCGAAGUCCGGCCCCAGAGUCACCCAGGGUUUGCUCCAGUACAACUGGGCUCCUUACAGUCUCUCCCCUCCCUUGCUCUGGGCUUGUCCUCCAGCGAGACCCUCCUGGCGGAGCUGCUAAACUCCUCGGCCCCCACACUCUUCUUCUUUCCCCCAAAAGGCCCUGUGCUUCAGGUACACAGUGGGGAGUUGGCACUGCCCCCCGUGCUGGUGGAGGUGCUCCGACAGAGGUUAGAGCAGGCCAUGGAGCAGCUGGCAGAUGCCAUGUUGGAGGUGGAGGUGGCGCCGGUGGCCAUUGAAAGGCUGGGGAGGCUCAAAGCGCUCAGUGCAUUUCCCAAAGACAAACCAGUAACAGGGCAGAUCCAAUACCGCGCUUUUCUGCUGAUGAAGGCUCUGCAAACAGUGACACGUAUUUAUGAGGCCGAGAGAGUUCAGCGGGCCACCAGGGCAGAUCAGAACGGCACGGCGAAGCACAACCUCUGUCAGCUGCAUAGCCUCUCCGUGCCCAUGAAAAAUUACCUCAUGGCCCCCACCAUCGCCAACAUCAACAACUGCUGGGGAAUUUGUGGUACCCUCGUAACCAUUGAGAACAGCCAUGCCUUCAUUCUAAGCAAACUCAAGACCGGCCCGGCGGCGGAGCGUUCGCUGUGCUGUGUGCCCAUCGCCUAUGAAGACCUGCAAGUCGUGGAGGUGAGGAGUUCGAGUGAGACUUAUUUGAAAAUUCAAAUCAAUAUGGUGGCCAAGGAGUGUCAAUGUCGCUAGGGCUAUUUCCCUUUUGUGUUUUAUGCCUUAGAACGUAGCUGGGAAAAAGACACAAAUGCAUACAGUAUUGAUACCCAGGUAAAAAAAAAUAAACAACAUGAUUUAAUUCAGAGGCCUGAAUAUUCUGCUUGUAGAUAAAUAUAUUCCAUGUAUAUGUGCCCAGCGCAAUGUUUUGGUCACUAUUUUAUACAUAGUUCAUAGUAAAGUUCAUAAAGAGUAGUGGCUGUUCUGAGAUUCCUGUUCUGAGAUACUUUUCACAGUUUUGGUUCAUGGUUAUGUGUCAUGUCUGCUUUGUAAUAAUUUCGAACACUGGUAAUAUUACUUUGUUUAGUUUGGUGAUUAACUUUAUGUGGCUGCUCAUUUUUCGACUAAAUGACUUCCAAGAGAGGGGAAAGGCAACUAAAGCCAACGUGUUACCAAAGUGAAACUCUUGACUUUGACUGUAUUGGAUUCUACAUGUUGUGUUUGUGUCAUGUGUUUUCUUACAAAGUACUUUUCACAACAUCUUGUACUAAUGAGCAGAACAGGUGACUGCUGACUGUAAGACCAUACUCCAAUCUGGUAAUGAGCGAUUUUACAAACCGAAUCGUAAUUGUAACUGUGAUCUUCAGUUCGGUUCGGUGAUUUAUAAUGUAUUAUUCUAAGACUUGUGUGUUAGCACAUAUCGUACGAGACCAAGAACUUAUGUUUAUACAAACUGUCCUCACUCUCUGCUGUACAAAGGAUAAAAUUGAC